AUGAAUAUAAAAUCUAAUACUCGAAAUAUUAACAAUUAUCCCAAUCAUAUGACUGUAUCUCGUAAACCUUCAUCAUCAACGACAACAUCCUUUAUCCAUUUACGUCCUCAUGUUAAUGCAAAAUUCAAUCUAUGUAAUGCUACACAACGAAAACAGGCACCAUAUUAUCGUAAAUUUCAAACUGGCUCAACAACCACAUUUUCUGGUUACACUAAUAUAUCUAAUGAAAAUAAAAAUAGAAAUAGUUGUUUGAAACAAAACGUACAAAAUAAUAAUUAUAUUCAUUCGAAUUCUAAAUUUAAUAAAAAUACUACUGAAAACAUUCCUAUACCCUCUCUCAUGUCUAUUCAUUGCUUCCAACAACCACCGCGCAAAAAUCGUCGAAGUAUUCAACAUGCCGAACAAUACAAAGAUCGAGCACCAUCAAUUCAGCCAAAUUAUCCAAAUAAGAAUUAUAAUUUUACACCAACAUCGAACGAACUUCAAGGUAUCAUCCUAUCUGAUUCUAUGUGUAAAUAUGUUCGUUCAGAACAAGUAAGUACCAACAACAUCAAGGUAACUCUAUCUUUUGAAUCCGGAUGCGAUUGCAACCGGAUGCUGACUUUUUUAGAACAAAUGAAAACUGAAAAAAAUAAAAAAAUAUUUGAAAUGGACUUUCUUGUUUUUUCUCUUGGUACAAAUGAUGUAGCAAAUUUAGGACCAGAAGUUGCUAUCCAACAAUGUCAUGAUUUAAUCCAAUAUGUGCGACGAUUAUUUCCAAAAUUAAAAAGCAUAGGUUGGCUACUCCUUUCACUACGAUGGAAACCAUCGAAACUCUUCGAUUCUUCACAAAUCAACGAAAAUAAUAAAAAAUUUAAUGAAUUAUUGAAAAUAUUAUCCAAACAACUGAAUUUCGAAGUCAUUCAUACAAAUCUUCAACAUCACCAUAUGCAUACCGAUGGUCUUCACCCAUCAAUUAAAUCAGGUCGUAUAUUAAUUGAAAAAGCAAUAAAAAAUUGGUUCACUAAACAUACAAAAAGUUUACCUUUAGAUAAUAAUAACAACCAACACAAGAUAAGCCAACAAAAUCAACAACAACAACAAAUAAGAUACCAAGAGCAACAAAAAAAACAAAAAUCACAACAUCAUCAAUUAGAUUAUCAACAACAACAACAACAACAGAAACAACAAUUACAAAUUUAUGAAGAUAAUAAUCGACAACAUUAUCAACAACAAAAACAGCGACAAAAACAACAAAAAAUACAAAUUCAAUAUCAUCACAAACAAUAUGAAACAAAACAAUAUCAAGAAUAUCAACGCAACAAUGUAACCACCGACAACAACAAUCAAUAUCGAUGGUCAGUAAAUCAAAAAUAUGGAAGGCAACAGUUGCCAAUGAAGAAAUUAAUACCUAAUUAUCCUCAUUUUCUACGACAUAAACAAGAAUUCUUUCGGAAGAUAGCAAUACCAGCAGAGUUCGAAAAAGAAAAAGAAAACAUCUUCAUGUUAAGUAAUCUACAUUUUCAGACGGAAAUUUUGAAGUUAGAGGCAGAAAAAUGGCGAAUUUAUGUGGAAUCUGCAAGUGAAAAGAAACAAGUAGCACAAGAUAGAAAACAAAUAGAAACCAUAAUAAUAGAUGAUAAUAGUAUACCAAUAGCUAGACCAUCGCCUAAUAAUUUGGCAAAUCCACCUGCACCAUUAGAUUUAAGUGAUCUAUCAGAACUAUUCGAUGAAUGGCUACCAGAGCCAGUACCGGGAAAAAAGCGAAAAUUGGCACAACGUCAAGACAACCCGCCAACUCCACCAUCACCAAGACAACCACCACCACCGAUUACACCCCCACCGAUUAUCCCAAGAAAAACACUACCUCCGAGAAACAAAGAUGCACCACUCCAAGGAGGAUCAGUUCAAUCUUCACCAUUUUACGAUAAAGGAGAAAAAAAUAAAAACAAACAACAACAUCAACAGUCCUACAAUGUAUUACUACCAUUAGAAAAACAAAUUGAAAACAAUAAUGAAAAUAGAAAUGAAAUAAAACAAACAACAAUCAUUAAUAUAGAUAAAGAUUCUUCAAUAGUCAUAAGUCCUAUGGAAAGUUCGACACCAGAACCAAGAAUAUAUUCACCAUCAGUCAUACCAAAAGAUAGUAUAGUAAGAAUGCCAAUAAAAUUUGAGUUUAUGAUUAUUCCAAUUGAAUGUCGAUAUCAUUUCAAACGAACAAAUCAAAGAUGUACAAUUGAAACUAUAAAAGAACAUCAAAAUUAUCUAGAAAACAGAUAUAAAGAGCUAGAAGAUGAAAGAGAAAAUAAAUUGCAUUUAUUCUUCUCAGAAAAAGAAAAGAGUCAGAUAGUAUCAUUCGUGAAAAAUACCAUCGAAAAAGUACUUGAACAAAAAAAGAAAAGUGAUAUAAAAAGAUUAGACAAUCUUUUAUUAGAUCACAAACGAGAAAAAGCAGCACAAACAAUAAAGAAUACAGCAACACAAUCAGAACAACAACUCAUACAAUGUUUACACAAAAAAUACAUGAGAACGCUAGAACUAAAAUUACAAUUAGAUAAACUAGAAAUGCGAUUUAUAGAAAAUAUGCCCCCACCAUCUUUAAACAUAUUAGAUAAACUUCAAUUAUAUGCAAAAGAGUUACAACCAAAUGAUAAUCAAUUAAAUUCGCUACGUGAACAAUGGAAAAGCGUUCUUCGGAAAGCAAAAUUAGAUCUAACAGCACUAAUGCGGCAAGCUAAGAUAGCCGAAAUAGAACAUGCUAACAGAGAAUAUCAAGAAUUAAUGAAAGGAUUAUCGAAACAUCUUCAUGAGUCAUACGACACUAUGUGUCAAGUAUCGCAUACGAGACAUAGUCAAUAUGCGAAAAGAAAACUGAAUUUUUUGGCAAAAAGGGCGUGCGCAACCAACGAAAAUUAG
Molecule: messenger RNA, 2895 nt
Organism: Rotaria sp. Silwood1
Lineage: Eukaryota; Metazoa; Rotifera; Eurotatoria; Philodinida; Philodinidae
Source: the annotation of a GenBank genome assembly